Messenger RNA from Centruroides sculpturatus (bark scorpion), 1755 nucleotides. RefSeq names its product pancreatic triacylglycerol lipase-like. Gene Ontology annotation, molecular function: lipase activity. Bases 79 to 1755 code for a protein of 558 amino acids. The transcript has 8 exons. Gene Ontology annotation, biological process: lipid metabolic process. The record is from RefSeq and is a predicted model, not a curated record. Lineage: Eukaryota; Metazoa; Arthropoda; Arachnida; Scorpiones; Buthidae.
AAUGGACCUUAAAUAAGGCGAAAUCAUAUAUUUUAUUUGCGUGACAUAAAAUAUAUGUAAAGAUCUCAUUCCCAAAUAAUGCUAUAUUUACGUUUGGUAUUAUUAUCAGCUACUGUUUACACAACGUUAUCUUUCUACCAAUAUCCUCUGUUUAAAAAUUUGGACGAUGACGAGCCAAGCGAUUAUGAAGUUUGGAAAGCGAUCUUCACCUCACUAGCUAGAUGGCGGGAGAUGAAGAAAAAAAAGGCACAAAGACCUCAUCAUCAUAUUCAAAGAAGAUCAGAAGGACGAGUUUGUUAUAGUAAAGUUGGAUGCUUUCAAGAUGACGGCGCGUUUGAUUAUUUAAAUACUUUGCCUGCUUCACCUGACGUCGUUGGCACGAAAUUUAUACUCCAUACUCGAAAAAAUGCCAUAGAAGGUGACUUACUUCACUAUAAUGACAGUUCUUCUUUAUAUUUUUCUCAUUUCAACGGAAGUAACCCUAUUAAGAUAAUUAUACAUGGAUUUGGUAGCAGUUCGAGAAGAGCUUGGGUGAAACAGAUGACCGAAGCUCUCCUGUUUGUUGAAGAUGUAAAUGUCAUCGUGGUCGAUUGGGAGAAAGGAUGUGCCCUUCCAAACUACGUUCAAGCAGCAGCUAAUUGUCAGUUGGUCGGCAAAGAAAUUGCAUUACUCAUCAAGAUGAUUAAUUACGAAAGAGGCACAACGAAUCAAGACUAUCACCUAAUCGGAUUCUCUUUGGGAGCUCACGUUGCAGGAUUCGCAGGAAGAGAGUUGAAGCAUCUCAAGAGGAUCACUGGGUUAGAUCCUGCUUCACCCCUGUUUGAAGGGUAUAGUGCAAAGGUGAGACUAGAUCCAUCCGAUGCAGAUUACAUAGAUGUAAUUCACUCCAAUGGAAAUAGUUUCUUGAAAGGCGGUCUUGGUUCUUUCGAACCAAUGGGGCAUGCAGAUUUCUACCCAAACGGCGGAAGAAUACAAGUCGGUUGCAAUAACAUCUUUAUUGGAGCCAUAUCUGAUAUUUUCUAUGGAAAUUGGCAAAGUUUAUGUAAUCACAGAAGAGCUUUCCGUUUCUUCAUCGAUUCCAUACUUCCUGGGUGUAUUUUUACCGCAUUUAACUGUGAAAGCUUCGAAAAAUUUAUUUCGGGUCAAUGCAUCCCUUGUUCCGGUGAUGGAUGUGGACAAAUGGGAUAUCAUGCAAAAGGAAGAGGAAAAUUUUACCUUGUAACUAGAGAAACUGAACCAUUUUGUGCCAAUCAAUAUAAAGUAUCUAUGAUGAAUAGUCAAGGACAAGGCAAAACGUGGGGAAAGUUUGAAAUUACUUUAAUUUCUAAAGACAGCAGCAAUGAAACUUUUGUUCUAUCUCACGAAUCCCAAGAAAUAACGGAUACCCAAGUGAUACAAGGAUUGAUAGUAGCGCAUCCGAAAAUACGCAAUUUAACUCAAUUUACAAUUAAAUAUACGAAGUAUCGAGGAUGGAUAUAUAACGGAUUAGACGAGUGGAUGUUAGACAAAAUAUUGAUUCAUGACAGUUAUGGACAGAAAUAUUCUUAUUGUGGACUCAGCACAAUUAUCAAAGAUGGUGAAUCAAAAACAUUGCCACUGACAAUGGAUGACUGUCAAUUGAAACCUCCUUUGGAAAGAACAGCCAGAUUGAUCUGGGAAGUUGUAAGCGAUGCAGUUGUAAGUCCUCAUCCGAGACCACCAACCGUUUUAUGGAAGUUUAUGCUGGACGAAAAUGGAGAAUGGCAAAAAUUAUGA